Messenger RNA from Eriocheir sinensis (Chinese mitten crab), 4359 nucleotides. RefSeq lists its product as uncharacterized. The transcript is spliced from 3 exons. The record is from RefSeq and is a predicted model, not a curated record. The coding region runs from base 129 to 1397 and encodes 422 amino acids. Lineage: Eukaryota; Metazoa; Arthropoda; Malacostraca; Decapoda; Varunidae.
UGUGUGUAUGUGUGUGUGUGUCCUAGCUAUGUCUUUGUAUUAUAUUAUCAGAGGAAGUAUAUCCGGCGUCCAUCUUGCCCCCUCUCCCUGACACCCGGAGACAAACAGGCCUGGCGUGUCUUGGGGUGAUGGCGGGGCGUGUGGCUGUGGCGGCGGUGCUCCUGCUGCGUCUUGGAGACGCCCACGGCACCAGGGACUGUGAGCAACUUCAUGAAGUGGUGGUCGUCGGUGAAGGAGGGAAAGAGACAAUUUGUGAGGAGACAAGAGCAGGAUUCAAAUAUAGUGAGUCGACAACAUUAUACGUGAAGCCGGGAGAUGACUUCAAGGGAGUUAGUCUUGAAGUGACACAAGAACUAUUCUCUGCAACAAGUCAAGUAGCCUGGUUUGGCCUUGAUGAGUGUUACAGCGACAACAAGUGGAUCGAACUGAAGGUGGAUGUGGAAGCAACGAAUCGAAGGAACCAAAUUCUGCAAUUCACCCUAAACAUCGGAGGAUACAGAGAAAGAUGCAUGAGGCAAACAACAUGGAACAAAGUCAUUACUGGCCUUAGUAUUGUGGCUCACGGCUCUGCCAACUGGACAAGCACAGCCGAAGAAACGGGCGGCGGCUGUGACGGUCCAGAAUUCACGACCCUGCAGAACCCACCCACCUGCACGGAUCCACCCCGCUCUAUUACCACCACCAACACAACAACACCACCUCCAGGUACCACCACCACCACAACAACAACAACAACAGCACCUCCAGUGAUGAUAGCGGUGCCGAUAGCGGUGGUGGUGGCGGUGAUCCUGGCCAUUGUGGUGUGUGUGACCUACCGGAGGCGACGGCGUGGACAGGGAGAGGGGCAGGAGAUCCAGUAUCGUACACAGUCCUCUCCAGCCUCACCGGAGACAGGUUCAGUGCACAUCAUGGAGAACAAUCUGUACGAACCCUUACCCGGCCCCGUGAACCCCGCCGCCAGUGAACAGAAAGGGACGGUAGUCGUGGAGAACAGUCUGUACGAACCCUUACCCGGCCCCGUGAACCCCGCCGCCAGUGAACAGAAAGGGACGGUAGUUGUGGAAAACAGUCUGUACGAACCCUUACCCGGCCCCGUGAACCCCGCCGCCAGUGAACAGGAAGGGACGGUAGUCGUGGAGAACAGUCUGUACGAACCCUUACCCGGCCCCGUGAACCCCGCCGCCAGUGAACAGAAAGGGACGGUAGUCGUGGAGAACAGUCUGUACGAACCCUUACCCGGCCCCGUGAACCCCGCCGCCAGUGAACAGGAAGGGACGGUAGUCGUGGAGAACAGUCUGUACGAACCCUUCCCCGGCCCCGUGACCCCCGCCGCCAGUGAACAGAAAGGGACGGUAGUUGUGGAAAACAGUCUGUACGAACCCCUACCGGCUCACUGACAGCAGCCGCCAGGGAACAGCAAGAUACAUAAGUCAUGGAGAACUGUCUGUACGAACCCAUCCCCGGCUCCAUGACAGCACCCACCAGUGAGUUAACAGCAAGAGGCAGUAGUCGUGGGGAACAGUCUGUACGAACCCUUCCCCGCCUCCAUUACUGCACCCACCAGUGAGUGACCAGCAAGAGACAGUAGUCGUGGGGAACAGUCUGUACGAACCCAUCCCCGCCUCCAUGACAGCACCCACCAGUGAGUGAACAGCAGGAGACAGUAGUCGUGGGGAACAGUCUGUACGAACCCUUCCCCGCCUCCAUGACAGCACCCACCAGUGAGUGAACAGCAGGAGACAGUAGUCGUGGGGAACAUUCUGUACGAACCCUUCCCCGCCUCCAUGACAGCACCUACCAGUGAGUUAACAGCAGGAGACAGUAGUCGUGGGGAACAUUCUGUACAAACCCUCCCCCGCCUCCAUGACAGCACCCACCAGUGAGUUAACAGCAGGAGACAGUAGUCGUGGGGAACAGUCUGUAUGAACCCUUCCCCGCCUCCAUGACAGCACCCACCAGUGAGUUAACAGCAGGAGACAGUAGUCGUGGGGAACAGUCUGUACGAACCCUUCCCCGCCUCCAUGACAGCACCCACCAGUGAGUUAAGAGCAAGAGACAGUAGUCGUGGGGAACAGUCUGUACGAACCCUUCCCCGCCUCCAUGACAGCACCCACCAGUGAGUGACCAGCAAGAGACAGUAGUCGUGGGGAACAGUCUGUACGAACCCUUCCCCGGCUCCAUGACAGCACCCACCAGUGAGUUAACAGCAGGAGACAGUAGUCGUGGGGAACAGUCUGUACGAACCCUUCCCCGCCUCCAUGACAGCACCCACCAGUGAGUUAACAGCAAGAGGCAGUAGUCGUGGGGAACAGUCUGUACGAACCCUUCCCCGCCUCCAUGACAGCACCCACCAGUGAGUGACCAGCAAGAGACAGUAGUCGUGGGGAACAGUCUGUACGAACCCUUCCCCGCCUCCAUGACAGCACCCACCAGUGAGUUAACAGCAAGAGGCAGUAGUCGUGGGGAACAGUCUGUACGAACCCAUCCCCGGCUCCAUGACAGCACCCACCAGUGAGUGACCAGCAAGAGACAGUAGUCGUGGAGAACAGUCUUUACGAACCCAUCCCCGGCUCCAUGACAGCACCCACCAGUGAGUGACCAGCAAGAGACAGUAGUCGUGGGGAACAGUCUGUACGAACCGGUCAACAGGGAUUACUUCUAGCCAUUGCAUGUCAGAGGCACACCCUCCAUUCCACGGCCACUUUGUCCGUAACACGCCAAGACUGACUGUUCCCGCUCCACUCGACCUCGGAAACCUUGAUGAUGUCGGUGAUUGACACGACACCAGACAAACACUGCAGGGAGGCGUGAACAUUGUCCUGUCGUCGGCCUGAUCCCCAGCCAUUCCUAAAACUUGUGCGCCUUCCGUGUUGAGGACUGUUCGCCUGUAGCAGUAAUUCAACUACCGGACACGAGAUGGGAGCCACGAUCAGACGGUCUCGCGGGAAGGGAAGGGAAACUCGCCUGGCUGUGAUAACAUCUUUGCCGAGCUGAGACAACGCGACACCACCAGGGGAAGGCGCCCUCUCUGACCUAUGUGUUAGCAGCUAACUUACUGGAUGACAUUCUGUUUAACAGCAAUACGACCAACAGGCUCAUCCAGUCGCCAGAUACGACGAUUGUGGUGCUGAAGACAUUUGUUGCUCGUGCUCUCCAAAUGGAGCUGGGGCGUUUGAUCCCAGUUGUGAGCAGGAAAAAAAACUUUUGUUACUGCUGAAGAUUCUUUGGCUUCUAUCUGUGUUUGGCAAUGACCCCCAAGAGGCACACCCAGACUCAUGGAUUUCGGCUGGGAGGGACGCCAGCAACUCCAGGUCCUGCUGUAGGCGCCGAAGGGACCUUUAGUGGACAGUGAAGAUACAACUACAACGAUCUACUGAGAACCUGUUGCUGUUUUUCUGAUCUCGAUGAUUUAGUUAAUAGGUUAGCAAAUAAGGAAACAUAUGUCUUAAACAAUACUGUUAAUGAUUAUCAAAAUGGUUUUGUCCAGAUACUUAUCUUGAUCUAUAAUACUUGUACAUGUGUAUCCCAAUUCUGUAUUGCUUUUUGACUUGUCCAUGCGAGUGUUCCGCAACUGUGUGAUGCUAGUGUGUUCAGCCCUGACGUGCGUGUAUUAAUACAUGUGAUCAGUCUGCAGCACCGCGUUAUGCACUUCAUUUCAACAUUUUUUUUAUGAUACUUAGUUUCAUAAAUCAGUCAAUCUUUUUCCCGCUUUGGCCCGGGGACGUAAUUCAUGCUUCCUUUCUUGUUACAGUUGUGUUGGAUUGUGAUAAACCAGUCAAUCUUUUUUCUCGUUGGGAGACAGGGAAAAUGUAUUUCAUGCUUUCGUACUUGUUACUGUUGUGUUGGAUGGUGACAUAUUAAUCCCUUUUCCUUUGAGGGGGCGGGGAGAUGUGUUUCAUGCCUAGGUGCUCGUCACUGUUGUUUUGGAUGCUGACAAGUCUCAGCGAGCCUCGAGUGCCCGCCGCUGUUGUGCAAAAUCCUCAGGCUGCAUUACGCGUGCCUGGACCAUCACCACGGCCAUCCUGACACACUAGAAGCUACAACAGAACAAAAACAUAUAGCUACUACAGGCAACGUUAACGGUGAUAAAAUAAAACCCAAUCCUUUAGUAUAACACGGCUAUGAAGUAACAAGCAUCUGUGCUUUUCUUGCAUCUUUGGGGUAUUUUGCACAACGCCUUCCCCUCCCCGGAACAGUGUGGUGCCGCGGCCGCAUCGGGCACACACGGACGGCGCGACUCACGGGAAUGUCAAACUGUCCGCGGGGUUUGGCUUGCACAGUAUGAUGAAUGAUUUUGUCACGCUGCCCCCCUGUUAUCUGAACCUGUGACUUGACAUUAUUAAAGCAUAACAAAAUGUA